Polistes canadensis is the source of this 1850-nucleotide messenger RNA. RefSeq names its product cyclin-dependent kinase 9-like. Lineage: Eukaryota; Metazoa; Arthropoda; Insecta; Hymenoptera; Vespidae. The transcript has 7 exons. The record is from RefSeq and is a predicted model, not a curated record. Gene Ontology annotation, molecular function: cyclin-dependent protein serine/threonine kinase activity; ATP binding. The coding region runs from base 71 to 1210 and encodes 379 amino acids. Gene Ontology annotation, biological process: protein phosphorylation. Gene Ontology annotation, cellular component: nucleus.
AGUUUACGUGGUAGUUUCAGUUUAUAUUUUAUUUUUCUUAUUACGAGUAGUAAUCUUUGAUAAAAACAACAUGAAUAGAAAAGAAAAAGAGAAAUAUAUUCAGGACUUUAAUUUUCCUUACUGCAAAAAUGUUAUAAAAUAUAAAAAAAUCGUGAAAAUUGGUCAAGGUACAUUUGGUGAGGUAUUCAAAGGAAUUGAUACGACAAAUCCUAAUAAAUUUGUAGCACUGAAGAAGAUAUUAACAGAAAACAAAUUGCAAGAGUUUCCUAGAACUGCAUUAAGAGAAAUAACUUUAUUAAAAGCAUUAAACCAUGAAAAUGUAAUAAAACUUAUAGAAGUUUGUAGAACGAAAGGAACAUUGGAAAAUCAAUAUGAAACCUCAUUUUACAUUGUAUUAGAAUUCUGUGAGCAUGAUCUAGCUGGUUUAUUAUCCAAUCCAAAUGUUAAGUUCACUUUAGGAGAAAUUAAGAAGGUGCUUCAACAAAUUUUAAACGGUCUUUUUUAUAUUCAUAAACGACAAGUUAUACAUAGAGAUAUCAAGUCUGCAAAUAUUUUAAUUACAAAAAAUGGUAUAUUGAAGAUAGCUGAUUUUGGUUUAGCAAGAUGGUUUAGUGAAGUAAUGGCUAAACAAACAAAGGGUUAUACAAAUAAGGUCGUUACUCUUUGGUAUAGGCCCCCAGAAUUACUGUUGGGAAGCAAGAUGUAUGGUCCACCAAUAGAUAUCUGGGGUGUUGGAUGUAUAAUGGCUGAAAUGUGGAUAAGAAUGCCUUUGAUGCGAGGAGAUACUGAGCAAAAGCAAUUAUUAUGUAUUUCACAACUGUGUGGCUCUAUAACGAAAAAAGUUUGGCCAAAGGUGACGGAAUGCCCAUUGUACAAUAAAAUGAAUCUGCCCGAAGAUCAAACAAGAAAGGUUAAAGAAAGACUGGGGAAAUUUAUAAAAGAUUCUAACGCUCUUGAUUUGUUGGAUAACCUUCUUCUUCUUGAUCCUGAUAAGAGGAUUGAUACAAAUAAUGCAUUAGAUCAUGACUUCUUUUGGACAGAUCCAAUGCCUUGUGAAUUAAAUGAAAUGUUAGCCAAACAUUCACAGAGCAUGUUUGAAUUUCUUAUACCAAGGCGAUCUGGUAAUAUUCCUCCUACUCGAGUACCAGGCGGUACAUCAAGAUCUAGUUCAAUUACAAUAGAUAGUAAAUUUCAAGAUAGAAUUUUUUAAAUAAAUCAAUAGAAUUAUUGUGUAAAUGUUUAACAAUAUGUCGUAUGGUAUUUCUAUUUUGUAUUAUUUUUUAUAAAAAUGUGCAUUAUAACUUAUGCAACAAUCCUUUUUAUAUCACAGUAACUACUAUGUAUUGUCUCCCUCUCUCUCUCUCUCUCAUUGAUAGUACAAAAUAAAUUUAUAAAACUGUUUAUAUACUUAAAUAAAUAAAUUAUAAUUUAUAUAAUUCUUAUGAUAAAUUCAUUAUUCUUUCAUGCUGGGCUUCAUUUAUUCCGUGUAUGAAAAAAAUCUUGACGCAAUCUUGAAUUUAAACUAUCGUCGAAGACGCAUAUAUAACAAUGCAUGUAAAUGACGUAUUUAAGAUUAAAGAUUGGCAGUUGUUAUGCACGCAUAUAUUGUUGAAGGCAUUUAUGAAGUGGUAUUGCCCAAAUAAAACCUAAAUAAACAUCGUUAUCGCUCGAAUUAUCUUGUUAAACCGAGUAGUGAUCGAGAGUAACCUCUCGAGUGUAAAGGCUUAAAAUAGUAUUACGAAUGGUAUCUAUAUUUCUAAGCAAGUAUACAAAAAUAUAUUCACAGAUUUAUUAUUAUUGUUUUAGCUUUUGAAAUUACUUGAGAUUGAUUGAUUUUUAUAUACAAUACU